AUGGCGUCAGUUUUCACAUACGAGCCAGAGACUCCAAGGGUAGCGUCUCCCUGGCUGAGCGGCGUACAGACUGAUGUUGACGAAUCCGAUCUGUCUCGCGCAUCUAAUGAUGUGGACUCUUGUGAGAUGGCUUCACCAGGCAUCGAUAAGGGCGGUACAACACCCCCGAAGGUAACUCGCUUGCAAGCCGAACCACAACUCGGGCCGGUUGAGUAUAAGCUUCAUCUUCUGCUUCGCCCACGUCGAAAGUUCAGGUCUACCAGCACAGGUGAUCAUAUUUCUGGCUCAAGACAUGCCCGUUACGCUGUAUCUCAGGCCACUCGAAGCGUCUCCGAAUCGGCUCUCGAGGCUGGCGUUCCUAGCAGUUCGGGUACUGUCUCCACCGCCGUCACUCAACAGAGCAGGCAGCACAGGUUGGAGCAGCUCACAACGCAGCUUUUGUGGAGGCUACAGCAGUCGUCGCCCCAUCAUGCAUCAUCCGCUACAAACAUGAUAAUACCGUCUCUGCCGGAGGCUCUACCCGAGCUGCAAGCACCACGACAGCCUGACAAGCUAUUGCACGGCUUGGAAGAAAGCCAAGGUGCGCUGUAUGAGAUUGGCGUUGCAGAUGAUGGCACACUUGUCGGACUUGCAGAGGACGAGCUGCUCGAAAGUUUAAACAAUUUACGCGCAAUGGCUGCUUGCCUUGGCUGCUCUGUUGAGCUCCUUCGCAAAGAAAUUGUCGGCGACUGUGAAUGGGUCGAAGAUGUGACAGUCGGUGGCAAAGAGCGCAGAGUACGGCGCUCCGGGAAGCUUGUUGUUGCAGAAGCCUUGAUCAAACCGCACUUACAAGCCAAGAGUCCUGCUCUGCCGGCGCAAGAAGCACCAGCUAACGGCAAACACAAGCUCGAAGCGCUUCAAUACAAUGAGAGUCUCGUUCCGGAGACCGAACAGCUUCGCAUUACGCUGACUGGCCCGACAAUGUCUGGCAAAUCUUCGUUGCUAGGUACUUUGACUACUUCCACUCUGGACAACGGCCGCGGUAAAAGUAGGCUGAGCAUGCUGAAGCACAGGCACGAGAUCACGACCGGAGUCACCAGCUCAGUCACUCAGGAAAUUCUUGGGUAUCGGGAUGCUGCUGCCGGCGCUGUUGAUGUGAUCAAUUACGCCGCGGAGAAUAUUGCCUCAUGGAUCGACAUCCAUGUCGAAGCAUGUAGCAGUAGACUUGUUUUCAUUUCUGACUCUGCCGGUCAUCCACGGUACCGGAGGACGACCAUCCGUAGCCUUGACACCAUGGGCAGGAGAGGAAGUACAAACGCAUCUCAGCAGAAACUCGGCGCUGCAGUGUCCGACAUGGAUCUCUCUGGCGCCCAACUUGCUCUGUGCUUAACCCUGAACGUACCUCUUGUCGUGGUAAUCACCAAGCUGGAUCUAGCUUCCCGCUCAGGUUUAAGAGACACCUUGUCAAGAGUGCUGGAUGCACUUAAAGCAGCUGGGAGAAAGCCUGCGAUGCUUGCGAACGAACAGGAUCCCGUGUCAGAAAGUGAUCUUCAAACCGUGGCAGCUGGUCACAUAGAGAGCGCGUACAAUAUCUCGUUGCCGCUUCUGAAUGAUCCGCUCCAUGUUGUGCCAAUUGUCUUGACCAGCGCUUUACGAGGGACCGGCGUACGCAACCUCCACGCUCUGCUUCACGAACUGCCGUUGCCGGCAACAUUCGACACAACCGGGGAAGAAACUAGCGCAGUGUUUCACAUUGAAGACGUCUACACCAAGCCUUCGGAGCUUGAAGGCAUAAUCGUCUCCGGGCGUGUCCGGAGCGGUCAGAUUGCCGUCGGAGAUAGCUUGGUCAUAGGUCCACUCUCCGGCCACGAGCAGCUGGAGGAUUCUGAAGACUCCGAUGAACGACCCUCUCGUAGACGGUCAGCUCAUCUACCUACAUCACGAUCUUUUCCGGGCGCGAUGCGCGAUCCGCACUUUGCGCCGCACUUCUUCCAACUCCCGGGACAAGAAUGGCGCAGAGUCAAGACGGCUAGCAUACGAAACCUUCGACUGCCCGUGCAUUCCCUUUUAAGCGAUCAAGUCGGAACGAUUGCCAUCGUGCUUGAUGAUGCCAACUGCCGAGGAUCCUCCAGCGCAGCACUUGCACGAGUCCGCAAAGGCAUGGUCCUCACUAAAGUGCAACCGCUAGCUAUUCGAACUUUCGUCGCAGAGUUCAAGCGUGAAGACCUUGAAGCGCUGGCCGUAGGAAACCACGUAGUCGUCUACAUCGCCAGCGUACGUGCCUCUGCGAAGGUGGUGUCAGCCAGGGCACCGGACUCGCCGGACGUGUCUCGUUCUGCUUUUGACCGCGAACAAUCCAACGCGAAGGACACAUUCAGCUUCGACGAUGUGGCAAAAUCAUUAGACAGGCUUACUACGUCCACUGCCGGUGCUGUCACGGCACCGCAUUUGCUGGUAACCUUCAGCUUCGACGCCGCCAAAGAGUUCAUCAUGGUCGGGGAUCAUGUUCUCGUCAUGCCAGGCGGUGGACCUGGCCUGUACGGCGGGCACGAGAGGGGUGAGAAAGGUGUCGCAGGGCUAGAAGGCUUCGUUGGUAAAGUCACAGAAGCAUGUGGCUAAAUCACUACUGUCUUGAUCAGUAACUAGCAGGCCUUUAUGCUGGCAGCAGUAGCCGUGUCUGUAGCAGCGAGCUCUACAUGGAGGAGGCCGUCGCGUGUAGAAACCCUCUCGGGCAGAUGCGAAAGACCUUACGAUGAGCCGCAAUGCUGCCAGCUAUUCCGCUCAGCACAACUUCACGAUCAGACUGCCGCAAGCGGCGAGCCAGAGUCGUCGGGCAGGCCAAGUGUCCCUUACACCGUAGCAGCGAGUGCGCAGGCUUUUCGAGGACCGGGAACGGCAGUGAUCUCCCGCGUGUAAUACUGAGCAGAUCUCAUUGUUCUUGAGGAGGUGCUCCACCUGACCACGCGAGUGCUUUAACAGAAUGUGAUGUGUGUAA
Messenger RNA from Baudoinia panamericana UAMH 10762, 2974 nucleotides. RefSeq lists its product as uncharacterized. Gene Ontology annotation, biological process: translational elongation. Bases 1 to 2598 code for a protein of 865 amino acids. The transcript is spliced from 2 exons. Gene Ontology annotation, molecular function: translation elongation factor activity; GTPase activity; GTP binding. The record is from RefSeq and is a predicted model, not a curated record. Lineage: Eukaryota; Fungi; Ascomycota; Dothideomycetes; Mycosphaerellales; Teratosphaeriaceae.